CGGCGGGGGGCGGGCUCUGUCGCCCGGCUGGGCGGGGGCGCUGUGAGUUGGCUCCGCGGCGAUGAGCGGCGGUGGCGGCCCGAGGCAGCGGGGGGGCGGCUCGGCCGAGCGGCCCCCCCCGGGCAGGCGGCGGGAAGAGCUGCUCGGGUCGAAGAGGAAACAGAAGCUGCUGUUAAUCCACCAGGCCCUAACGAGCGACCCUGUGGCCGUGGAGACCCUCCGGGGGGCAGCGGUGAGCGAGGGGGGGCUGCUCACCGAUGAGAUCCGCAGGAAGGUCUGGCCGAAGCUGCUUAGCGUCAAUGUGUACAACCUGCCUCCCAAGCCAGGCAGGGCUGUCCGCCAGAACCACAAGGACUACACCCAAGUGCAGCUGGACGUGAACCGCUCCACACGCCGCUUCCCCCAAGGCAUGCGGGCCGAGCAGCGCCAGGUCCUGCAGGAGCAACUCAUCGACCUCAUCCUGCACAUCCUGAGGGCGCACCCCGAGCUGCACUACUACCAGGGCUACCACGACAUCGCCGUUACGCUCCUGCUGGUGGCGGGCGAGCGCAUGGGCAGCGCGCUGCUGGAGAAACUCUCCACCCACCAUCUCAGGGACUUCAUGGACCCCACAAUGGACAGCACCAAGCACAUCCUGAACUAUCUCAUGCCCAUCCUGCAGCGGGAGAGCCUCCGCCUCCAUGACUUCAUGCUGAGAGCGGAGGUGGGGACCAUCUUUGCCCUGAGCUGGCUCAUCACGUGGUACGGCCACGUCCUCACCAGCUUCCCCCACAUCCUGCGCCUCUACGACUUCUUCCUGGCCUCGCACCCACUCAUGCCUGUCUACUUUGCUGCCGUGAUCGUCGUGCACCGGGAGGAGGAGGUGCUGGCGUGUGACUGCGACAUGCCCAGCGUCCACCAGCUUCUGUCCCAAAUCCCCCAGAACCUUCCGUACGAGAGCCUCAUCUCCCGGGCCCUCAGGCUCUUCCAGCGUCACCCGCAUGCCGAGCUGGCAAAGCAGGCGGCUCUGCAGCACCACAAGAGCAUCUCCAUAGGCUCCUUCACUGCCUUCCAGCUGGCCACCUCCCACCAGCGCCCGGACGCCGUGCUGCGCAGACAGCGGCAGCAGGACAGCGCCCACGCCGAAGCCACUGCUCUCCUGCCCACGGCCGGGCACAGCCCGCUGGUGAAAGCAGCUGUGUGGGGGAUUUCAGCCACGCUGGGGGCAGCGGCUCUGGCCGUCACACAGACUGCCCUGGAGUGGGCACCGGAGUUCUUACUGCAGCUCUUCUAGCGCCCGGCAAGCCAGCCAGGACCCUGCGGCCGGCGCGUGCCCCGCGCCACGGAGCCACAGCCCUCGUGCCUCCUCCGACUUAAUUUAUUGGACUGUCAAAGGCUGGACAGCCGAGCUCAGCCAGGCUGCGCCCAGCUCAGAGCGGCCAGUAGCCAAAGCACUAGCCACAGUGGCACCGAACUGGGACAGACCUUUCCUGCUGCUGCCUGAGCCACUCAUGGCCUGGAGGGGGCAGGGCUGGGCUUACACCCCGGGCGAGAGCCGGGACUCGAACGCUGGGUCUCUCCCAUGGCUGGGGCAGGCCCCACCCUGGCUCUCAGGUGGAAGCAUAGAACGGUGACCGCGGGGCACUUUCAGGGGAACAGAGCACUAAUCCCCAGCCCCCCCGAUGGCCCCAGAGAGCUUUCCUAGGUCCCUUUCCCCAGCCUCUGCCCCGUGGGGCUGUGCUCCUGCAGGCCGUCCUGCUGCACAGGGGGCAGGUGUUUGCUAAGCACCAGCUGCCUGCGUGUUUGUGCACAGGACCUAGGAAGAGAGCCGCCCCCACCCGGAGGGGCCAGGCAGGAUGGUGUGAGCGGCUGGGGGCUCCGCGGGAAGCGCUGUCCCAGCAGAAGGGGGGGGGGCGCGCUGCAGGCCGGGGCAGCGUGCCAGGAAUGGCAGAAGGCGGGGCUCACUGGAGUGAGGGCGCACAGGCUGCAGGCAUGAGCAGAGCCUGGAAAGCAGUGAGGAAGGGCGCCCUGUGCAGGCUGUGCCAGGGGCGAGAGGCCUCGCCUAGAUCGCUGCUUCUCUCCUGCCUGUGUAGCACCCAGGGUCCUCCUGGCAUCUCCUCUGUACCCGUCCUCUGCUCUCGCCUCGGCCCUGCCAGCCCGGCCCCUCAGCCCAGGAUGGAGAGACGCCGGGCCCAGAGUCUGGGACAGGCCCUUUUCUCAGGGCUUCAACUUUAUUUCUUCCACGUAAAGCCAGUGCAGCCCAUCAGCCGUCCCUUCCCCCAGCACCGGGAAAGCAGCCAGUGGUGCCUGCCUCCCCCUGCGAGUCCCAAGAGGUGGUAGCAGCAAAUGGGGUCAGCUGGGCUCCCCCCGCUGCAGGGGGGGCAGGCUGCUGCCUGGGAAAGGCACAGCCCCCGGAGCACUGGGUACGGGUGUGAAUAAAGUGCGUGAGCCUGG
Chrysemys picta bellii (western painted turtle) is the source of this 2433-nucleotide messenger RNA. Its product is annotated as TBC1 domain family member 20-like. Gene Ontology annotation, molecular function: GTPase activator activity. Gene Ontology annotation, cellular component: endoplasmic reticulum membrane. Lineage: Eukaryota; Metazoa; Chordata; Testudines; Emydidae. The record is from RefSeq and is a predicted model, not a curated record. Gene Ontology annotation, biological process: endoplasmic reticulum to Golgi vesicle-mediated transport; positive regulation of GTPase activity.